This is a messenger RNA of Ricinus communis (castor bean), 737 nucleotides long. RefSeq names its product histone H4. Lineage: Eukaryota; Viridiplantae; Streptophyta; Magnoliopsida; Malpighiales; Euphorbiaceae. Gene Ontology annotation, biological process: nucleosome assembly. The record is from RefSeq and is a predicted model, not a curated record. Gene Ontology annotation, molecular function: protein heterodimerization activity; structural constituent of chromatin; DNA binding. Bases 321 to 632 code for a protein of 103 amino acids. The transcript has a single exon. Gene Ontology annotation, cellular component: nucleosome.
CAGCCAGACGCAACUCCUUGACCUGCCGAAAGAAAAAAAAGAGAUUUCAACAGUAAAUUACAGUCCAGCAUGGCAAUCCGCUUUAAGUGAAACAUGGAUCGAACUUACGAAACCGUUGGAUAACAUUCCAUCCAACGGCCAAGAGAUGGAUAAAAAGCAACCGCGGCAUUCUCAAUUUCACAUUUGGCGCUCAAAAAAGUGAAAAGUUUGAAACCAAUCUCUCCUUAUAUAAAAUCCCCAAUCCACCCAACCCUAACGAUAAUUCGAGCAAGUGAAUUGAGAAAGCAAGACAAAAAAAAAAAAAAAAAAGAGCAAAGAAAAUGUCAGGAAGAGGAAAGGGAGGGAAAGGAUUAGGAAAGGGAGGAGCAAAGAGGCACAGGAAGGUAUUAAGAGAUAACAUUCAAGGUAUUACAAAGCCAGCAAUUAGACGUCUUGCUCGCAGAGGAGGCGUCAAGCGUAUCAGUGGUCUAAUUUACGAAGAGACAAGAGGCGUUUUAAAGAUCUUUUUGGAGAAUGUGAUUCGUGAUGCUGUUACUUACACUGAGCAUGCUCGUAGAAAAACUGUUACUGCCAUGGAUGUCGUUUAUGCUCUUAAACGUCAAGGCCGUACCCUCUACGGCUUUGGUGGUUGAUUUUUCUAUUUUUUUAGGAUAUCUUUUAGUAGAUCUCUGUUUGUAUUUCUGUUUAUUUGUAAACAGAUCUGGAUCUGUGGAUCUAAUUGAAUCUGAUUUCCAUUA